AAUAGUUAUAUGAAUAUAUUAUUACUAUUAGUGUGUAGCUCUUUUUAUAUUUAUCGAGGAUGUAAGUUUUUACCUUCAAAUAAUUUCUGAAGGGGUGGGAGGCCAUAUGAUUUUAUCGCCCCUUAUAUUUUCUAUAUUAUUUUAUGUGUAUUGUUUUUCUGACAUUUUUGCAUCCUCUGGAGAUGAAUUACCUGCAUUUAAUAAAUGCGCUUAUCUAUGUUUUCAACAAUUAUGUACCACUUCAAAAAUUGAAAAAUUCAAUAAGAAACAAUCCUGGUAUAUGAAAGUUUUACUAUGGAGCUGUGAAAAUGAAUGCAAAUAUAUAUGUAUGCAUAGAGUAAAAAUUAAAUGUAUACAGAAAAAAAUUGAUAUACCUCAAUUUUAUGGCAAAUGGCCUUUUAGAAGAAUUUAUGGUAUUCAGGAUCCAGCAUCUUUUGUAUUUUCAAUUUUAAAUUUUUUAACAAAUGCUUACAUGAUAAGACAGUUUGUUAAAUAUACACAUUCUUUAUCCCCAUAUUAUGUCAUUUGGAUAAUUUAUGGAAUUCUUUCAUUAUUAACCUGGAUGUCUUCAACUAUUUAUCAUAUGCGCGAUACUCAUAUAUCAGAAAAAUUAGACUACUUUUCUGCUUUACUUCUUAAUUGCUAUUUUUCUUAUACCUUUUUACUCAGGGCUUUUGGAAUGUAUCCAAUAUAUAAACCAGUGACAUUUGGUGUUUGUUUAUCUAGUCUUUAUUUAUAUCAUAUAUAUUAUAUGACUUAUAUAAAAUUCGAUUAUUCAUACAACAUGAAAAUCAAUGUAUUCUUGGGAUUGUUUGAAACAUUUGGAUGGUUAAUUUGGGCCAUAAAAGAAUAUAACAUUAGAAAAUAUGUAUGGCGAUGUAUAUUAUCUGUUAUAAUUGCCAAAGCAAUUUUACCAUUAGAGUUAGGUGAUUUUCCUCCACUUUGGGAUUUAAUUGAUGCUCAUUCUUUAUGGCAUUUAUUUUCUUUACCACUUCCAAUUAUAUGGUUCAAAAAUAUAAAAAUAUAAAAGGCAUCUGACCAAUGUAGCCCAAACGGACUAUAACAAGCUCUAAUAUAGAUCUCAAAUCAAUAUAUUAAAUCAUGUUUUGUGAUUCCUAAAGGGUGCCCUCAGUGCACUAAGCCUGAAAAUUCCGUUCCUUUAGAAAGAAAGAAAGAAAUCUGUUAUUCUUAUGCACUCUUCCAUGAAUGAUGUUUGAUACUUUUCCUCGAUUUCCUAUAAAUAAAUAUUAAUAUCACAAUCAUAUCAUGAUCCACUUAUUAUUUACCAUGUUAUCUGAAGCAUAGGAAAUCUUGAAUUUCAUCUUGUUCUACAAGGUAAGGGAAUGGUCACACCUUUAUUCGUAAUUUAUUUAUUAUUUUUGGAGAUUUUUAUAAUUUAUUCACAUUUUUUUUUGAUUUAUUUUAUUACUUGCACUUCAAGACUGAACCUAUUUUUUCGGCUGGCGCUGCAAAGUUAAGCCAAUUUUUGGCUCUGUGUUUAAGGUUGAACUUAUUUUUUUCGACUCACGUUUCAAGAUAACCAUUCUUUAGGGCACCAAGACUGAGCCGACUUUUCAGCUCCUACUCUAGCCCAAAUACUCGGCUAAUCCGUUUUAGAGUCGGCUUGAGUGGAGCAAUUUUGCAUUAGUAGUUUUGACCUAUUGAUUUUAAAAAGCAUUCAAAUUUGGUACAGUAAUAAAUGUUAGAAAUGAGGUGUGCAUGUGAAUUUUGACAAAGAAUAUGAUUAGUUAAUUAGCUUGAGUAGGGUAACCCGAACUCUUUUAAUUCUUUAGUUUUUACUGAACCCAAAUCCUUUUUUUUUAAAUUUAUUGUUCAAGAAUUGUUUUUUUAUUUAAUCCUAUAAAAUUUAAAAAAUACAAAUAAUAUUAUUGAUGAUAAAUUAUUUUUAUGGUGAAUAAUAAAUGUUAAAUCUGAGAUAACUCCCUAUGUCGGAAUUCAUUUCCUCUACACCACCGAGUAUUUACAUAAAAAAUAUAUACAUUCGUUCAUUACAAUGUCAUAUUUUUGCUAAUUUAAAUUAUAUAAAAAAUAGAAGAGAAUAUUUUUGGUUCUCUGAUUAUUAUGGGUAUUCAGUUUUCGGAGGAGACAGCAAGUUUUCUUAUUCUACCCAUAGAAUGAGUUAUUUGUAAAAGAACUGUCGAUCACAAGCUCCUAUAUUUAAUGGUUUAACAAUGCCAUGCUAGGAUUUUCGCUUUCUCUUGAAAUUAUUUCAUAUGUUCAUUAAAACAUAAGCGUAACUAUAUCAUUUAGUCAACAUAAGUUCUCAGCCGGGGAUUUGAGCACAUGAUCAUCGCAUCAUAUUCCAUUAUCAUUAUUCGAUGGUGUCAUAUAAUAUAAUUUUAAUUUUAGGAAUAAAUUUUUUUAAAAUUAUAUAAUUAUUUGGGCGAAUAUCUUUAUUAUCUUAAUGCUUUAAGUAAAUUGUUACAUUAUUUAAUAUUAAUAUAAUAUGAUUUUCAUAUA
Molecule: messenger RNA, 2481 nt
Organism: Gordionus sp. m RMFG-2023
Lineage: Eukaryota; Metazoa; Nematomorpha; Gordioida; Chordodea; Parachordodidae
Product: post-GPI attachment to proteins factor 3-like
Exons: 8
Coding region: 107-1027 (306 amino acids)
Biological process (GO): GPI anchor biosynthetic process
Cellular component (GO): endoplasmic reticulum membrane
Molecular function (GO): hydrolase activity, acting on ester bonds
Source: RefSeq, a predicted model, not a curated record